CUUUCCAAUAAUGAGUUCACCAAAGACACUUGAGGCUAUCCAAUAUACUAGAGGUGACCUUCGUAUAUUAAACCAGCUUGUAUUGCCUCAUGAAACCAUCUUUGAGACCGUAUUGAAUAUCCAAAACGGACAUUCUGCUAUCAAAACCAUGAAGACUCGAGGUGCACCAGCUAUUGCUAUCGUGGCUGCUUUAUCUUUAGCAGUUGAUAUCAAUACUCGUUUUGAAAAAGAUGAAUUUACUACAGUAGAUCAAGUUGUUCAGUUCGUUCAAGAAUCUUUGGAAUACUUGAAGACGUCUCGACCUACCGCUGUCAACUUAUUUGACGCCGCUGCAAAGCUCUUGACUGUAGUUCAAGACAGUGCUAAGGAAGCCAAAGAGCCCGCAGAUGUCGUGUACGCCUAUAUUGAAGCAGCUGAAAAGAUGUUAGUGGAUGAUGUACAAGAUAACAAGAAUAUUGGUAAAUUUGGUGCAGAUUACAUUACUAGCAAUGUAAAAGAUAAAGGUAAUAUCUGUGUGUUGACACACUGUAAUACGGGUUCCCUUGCUACGGCUGGAUGGGGUACUGCUCUGGGUAUCAUUCGUGAUCUUCAUGCCAGCGGAAAUCUGAAGCAUGCCUACUGCACUGAAACUCGGCCUUACAACCAAGGAUCUCGUUUGACUGCCUAUGAACUAGUCUAUGAAAAUAUUCCAGCCACUUUAAUAUGUGACAACAUGGCCUCUGCCUUACUGAAACAAAAUCCUGAAGUACAAGCGAUUGUUGUUGGCGCUGAUCGUGUAGCUGCCAACGGAGAUACAGCCAAUAAGAUUGGUACUUAUCAACUCGCCAUCACUGCCAAAUAUCACGGCAUUCUCUUCAUCGUGGCCGCACCCUCAACAUCUAUUGAUUUGAACACAAAGAGUGGCGCAGAUAUUGUGAUUGAACAAAGACCAGCCGAAGAACUUGUGACGGUAUCUGGCGUACGAGUUCAAGAUAAUGAACCUACAUCUAUUCGUACAGCUGCUGAACGCAUUGGCGUAUGGAAUCCUAGUUUUGACGUUACACCUAGCGAGCUUAUAUCUGCUAUUGUCACUGAAAAAGGAGUCGUCGUCAAGAAGGAUGGUGAAACGCAAUUUGAUAUGGCUGCAUUUCUCUCUAAAUAAAUAAAUACACAUGUAAUUGUAAAACGUGGGCUUUUUAUUGAGUUG
Messenger RNA from Rhizopus microsporus ATCC 52813, 1186 nucleotides. RefSeq names its product Methylthioribose-1-phosphate isomerase. The record is from RefSeq and is a predicted model, not a curated record. Lineage: Eukaryota; Fungi; Mucoromycota; Mucoromycetes; Mucorales; Rhizopodaceae. The coding region runs from base 11 to 1141 and encodes 376 amino acids. Gene Ontology annotation, molecular function: S-methyl-5-thioribose-1-phosphate isomerase activity. The transcript is spliced from 2 exons.